AUGUCCAUCAUCGAGACCGUCCCCAUCGAUCACGUGCCCGCCGAUCAUGCCCUGCACGUUGCCUUCUUCAAGGAUGUCCAGAACGCCGCCUUCCUGCACUCGCAGCUGCUGGCACGCAAUGCCGACUUCGAGUACGCCCUAGUCGACGCCUCGGUGGCCGUCUCCCGAACCCACAUCCUCGCCGCAGCCUUCAAGGCCGUCACCGCAAAGGUCGAUGGCAGCCUCAAGACCCCCAAUGUCCACUCUGAGCUUGUCGCCUCUCUCAGCUCUGCGAACAACAUUGCCGAAGCAUACCGCCGCUACGGCAUCAGCCCCACGUCCAAAGACGUCAUUGCUGUCAAAAUCGUCUCCCCCACCUCUGCCGAGUCCAAGUCCCAGUCCGCCGAGGAUGUCGAGAAGCACAUGAAGGAACACUUCCAGGGCACGACUGUUCCCUUCACCGACGAGAACAUUGCUACCUCCACAGACUGGGCAAAGGUGCGCAAGUACUACAAGCUGAACGGCCUCCCCUGGCUCGACGCCAUCAAAGACGAGGCGGAGCGUAAGGAGGAGCUAGAGACCCUCGUGCUGGGCGCCAUGGCCUUGCGCACUGCGUAA
Messenger RNA from Colletotrichum aenigma, 597 nucleotides. It is a transcript of the gene CGI121, whose product is annotated as EKC/KEOPS complex subunit CGI121. The transcript is spliced from 3 exons. NCBI's taxonomy places the organism in Eukaryota, Fungi, Ascomycota, Sordariomycetes, Glomerellales, Glomerellaceae. Gene Ontology annotation, cellular component: nucleus; EKC/KEOPS complex; cytosol. Bases 1 to 597 code for a protein of 198 amino acids. Gene Ontology annotation, biological process: tRNA threonylcarbamoyladenosine modification; telomere maintenance via recombination. The record is from RefSeq and is a predicted model, not a curated record.